AUGGCGGAACUACAGGGAACCCCGGUCGCCCAAGACGCCCUGUCCGUAGCCCAGUUAGAGCUCGGUGGAAAUCCGAACGCCUUGGCUUUGCGUAGGCCAUUCGACCCUGUGGCACAUGAUCUCGACGCGACCUUCCGCCUUACGCGGUUCGCCGAUCUGAAAGGAUGAGGGUGUAAAGUCCCUCAGGAGGUUCUCGGGAAACUCCUUGAGGGACUGCAGGCCGACGAUGGUAGCGCACAAGAUCAUGAGCAUGCCCAUUUUAUGCACAUGGCCAUUCCACGCAUUGGCAUUGGCAUGGAUUCCUCCGUGACUCCACUGAGGCAUGGAGGGCUAAGCUUGGUGCAGACCACAGACUUCUUCUAUCCAUUAGUAGAUGAUCCUUACAUGAUGGGUAAAAUUGCUUGUGCAAAUGUUAUCAGCGAUCUGUAUGCCAUGGGUGUCACGGAGUGUGACAACAUGUUGAUGUUGCUGGGAGUCAGUACAAAAAUGACUGAGAAGGAACGGGACGUUGUUGUACCUUUGAUCAUGAGAGGAUUCAAAGAUUCUGCCUUGGAAGCUGGUACAACAGUGACAGGAGGACAGACAGUUGUUAAUCCUUGGUGUACAAUAGGUGGUGUUGCUUCUACUGUUUGUCAACCAAAUGAAUACAUUGUGCCAGACAAUGCAGUUGUUGGUGAUGUUCUUGUACUGACAAAACCUCUUGGGACUCAAGUUGCAGUCAAUGCCCAUCAGUGGUUGGACCAACCAGACCGCUGGAACAGAAUCAAACUUGUGGUUAGUGAAGAUGAUGUGAGAAAAGCUUAUCAGAGAGCAAUGGACAGUAUGGCUAGGCUUAACAGAAUAGCGGCUAGAUUAAUGCAUAAAUACAAUGCUCAUGGCGCAACAGAUGUCACGGGAUUCGGCCUCUUAGGACACGCACAAAAUCUAGCUAAACAUCAGAAAAAUGAAGUCUCCUUUGUUAUUCAUAAUUUACCUGUUAUCGCUAAAAUGGCAGCUGUGGCAAAAGCAUGCGGUAACAUGUUUCAACUCCUUCAAGGACAUUCGGCAGAAACCAGCGGAGGGUUGCUUAUUUGCCUACCUAGAGAACAGGCUGCAGCAUAUUGUAAGGACAUCGAGAAACAGGAGGGAUACCAAGCGUGGAUUAUUGGUAUCGUAGAAAAGGGAAAUCGCACAGCCAGAAUAAUUGAUAAACCACGAGUAAUAGAAGUGCCAGCUAAAGAAAAAGACGGAGAACUUUGGUAAAGAAUCGAGGAUGUUUCGUGAAACUUUUCAUUUACCUUCAUGUAUGUAGGAGAUACCACACGCAACACAGAAAAAAACACGCAUUUACAUAAGCUGGACACUUAUCAUACCAGAUUCAGAGCACUUACAUGUGCACCAAUAUUACGAAGG
Molecule: messenger RNA, 1392 nt
Organism: Habropoda laboriosa
Lineage: Eukaryota; Metazoa; Arthropoda; Insecta; Hymenoptera; Apidae
Gene: Sps1
Product: selenide, water dikinase
Exons: 6
Biological process (GO): L-selenocysteine biosynthetic process
Cellular component (GO): cytoplasm
Molecular function (GO): selenide, water dikinase activity; ATP binding
Source: RefSeq, a predicted model, not a curated record